AUGGCCGCGCCCACGCAGAGCAGCCCGCUCCGCCGAUGGAAGCGUUUCUUCCGCGCCUUCGACUCUGUGGAUGCCGCCAUCAAGCCCUCCGACCCUGACCACUCACGCGGCGAGCUCCGGCGCGCCAGGGUCGACAUCGUGGAGCAGCUCUGCGACGCCGCGGACGACGAUCAGGCGGAGCGCCUCUGCAAGAUUCUCGACGACCACAUGGCGGAGUCCCUUGAGACGCUGCGACUGGUUCCGGUGAUGCCCGACCUGUUGGUUUCCACGGACCUCGGCAAGUCCGUCUGCGCGCUGCGCAGGCACGAGUCGGAGCGCGUCCGCGUCCUGGCCAGAGGCCUCGUGAGCGGGUGGAGGGCGUCGAUGCAGGACGAGCUCACCAAGGUCAGAGACGCCCUGCACAAGCUUGACAACAUCAACAUGCCGCAGACAAAGGAGAUCGCCGUCGAUCAGCAGCAGCAACAUGUCUCCGUCGAUUCUGGCAUCGUCGUGAAGACCGUGGGAAUCAGCAAGAAGGCGUCCCCCGCCGGUGACCGUGCUGGGCUCUGCUCCGAGGAGAAGAUGGAAGCUGCGAAACGCAAGCUCUGCCAAGGUUACCAAGAAGCAGAGGACGCCAAACGGCUGCGCCACAGUUGGUGCAGGCGCCCAAGAUGA
This is a messenger RNA of Triticum turgidum subsp. durum (durum wheat), 654 nucleotides long. The record is from the annotation of a GenBank genome assembly. NCBI's taxonomy places the organism in Eukaryota, Viridiplantae, Streptophyta, Magnoliopsida, Poales, Poaceae.